This is a messenger RNA of Drosophila novamexicana, 2292 nucleotides long. Its product is annotated as zinc finger protein 501. Gene Ontology annotation, cellular component: nucleus. The transcript is spliced from 2 exons. The coding region runs from base 82 to 1299 and encodes 405 amino acids. NCBI's taxonomy places the organism in Eukaryota, Metazoa, Arthropoda, Insecta, Diptera, Drosophilidae. Gene Ontology annotation, biological process: regulation of transcription by RNA polymerase II. The record is from RefSeq and is a predicted model, not a curated record. Gene Ontology annotation, molecular function: DNA-binding transcription factor activity; zinc ion binding; RNA polymerase II cis-regulatory region sequence-specific DNA binding.
GCCUCUGCGCGUUAUAUUGGUCGCAUGUGCCAAUGAAAACAAUAAAUUCAAAAUUGCGAAUAAAUACAUUAUUAUGAAGAGAUGACUGCAUUGCUAGGUGAAGUAAUUUGUCGCGUUUGCCUGAAGCAGGAUGAGCUGAUGGUGGACAUCUACGAGCACGUGGAAGAACAGCAAACGGAUCUGUGCACCCUACUAGAGCGCUGUGGCGACAUUAAAGUUGAUAAGCGGGAUGCAUAUCCAAAGUAUUUGUGUCAAGAGUGCACAAAAGAGCUGCUGAUCUCGGCCAAGUUUCGGGAGAAAUGUGCAGCCACGGAGCAGGCGCUUAAACAGAGAACGCUGGAACGUUUAGAGGACGAAGCGCUACCUUCUGCUAUUAACGUCUUGGCUGGCGAGGAUCUGGUGGUGGACGAUUAUGAGGAGGACACAAUGAAUGCGGAUGACAUCAUUACAUUCGAUCCCAGCGAGCAUGUGGAAUUAUACGAAGAAUGCGAGACGGAAGUGCCAGAUGAAAAAGUAGCGACAACUUUAGAAAACGCACCUGAAGGUCUUCCAUCCAAUGCCCAUUACAACUGUGAUGAUUGCGGCGCUGUUUUCCAGCAGGCAGCCACGCUGCAACGGCACAUUGGCAAGGCACAUCCCGCAGCAGACGUCCACGAUUGUUCUCAAUGUGGUCAUAUCUUUACUCAGAAAAGCAAUUUGGAAGCGCACAGUUGCACCGGAUCGGAUGUGCCCGUCGAGCGUAUGCGAGCGCAGCGGGCGCACCAUCGUUGCGUCCACUGCGGCAAGUGGCUGCAAUCUGUCUCGAGUCUGGUCAUGCAUCUUCGCCUGCACAAUGGCGAGAGGCCAUUUGUCUGUGACGUUUGCCCAAAGACUUUCAAAACUAAUGGCGCACUUGUAGCCCACCAGAAAAGACACCUUAAGCUGGUGGAGUUUGAGUGCCCAUACUGUGGCAAGGGUUUUGUGGAGUCAAGCAAUCUGCGUCGACACGUUGCCUCGUUGCAUACGUCGGAACGGCCACACACUUGCACCAUCUGCCAGCGAACCUUCUCCCGCGUCUAUUUGCUUGAGAUGCACAAGCGCACCCACACGGGCGAGCGGCCAUAUGCAUGUUCCCUCUGCGAUCGCAGCUUUGCCCAGUUGAGCGUGCUGCGCACUCAUGAGCGCAUCCAUACUGGCGAGCGGCGACAACGUUGCGACCUCUGCCAGAAGACCUUCAGCCGCAUGAUCCAGCUAAAGAAGCAUCAACUUAAGUCCUGCCUACGUGCGGCCACACAAGCAACCGAAGAAGUGGUGUCGUAGCUACUAGCAUUAUAACGUGUCUGAAAUGACUAGGCCAGAAGGCAUCAGAAGUUGGAUCAUUAAGGUCCUCGAGUCUUGGAGAUAAAUAAGGCUAGGUUAAAUAUACUAGAGUGUGUUGUAAACUUUGCUAACAAAGUUUUUUGAACGUCUUGCCCGUGCAUAUCGGGAAACACAAUUGUGAAUGGUCAAUAGCAUACGUUUUUCAGAAAGGAUAUUUUAUUUCAAGGCUGAGUACUACCAUUUGGUAAACUUCAGUUUUUUUUUUUUCGGACCAAUAGAUCAUAUCUACAUUAAACUUCCAUAUUUUCAUCGUCCUUCUAUGGAAAAGUUUUUUAAGGAUUCCCUAUACUAACCAAUAUAUGCGAAAAGCCUAUUGCGGACUAUCUUAUCAAUCCGUUUAGGUACAGCAACAUUGUAAAGUGCAUGUUUAAUAAGCUCGUAAAUGCUGACUGGUGUUGCUCAAUAUAGCUUAUGUAAUUUCCACAACGACUAUCGUUCGGAGUUGAGUUCUUGUAUGGAAAACAUUUCUUGGAAUACCUUAAAUAGAACCAGCAACAUUUGCGAGAAGCCUACAUAAUGUGUUCGCCAAAUUAGCUCAUAAAAGUAUUUUCUCUCAAAGAUAGAUUCUCCGACUGGGACUUGAAAAACAAAUACAUUGAGUGUAUUUUUGACUUUUUAUUGCAUGCACAUAAGUUAAGGUAUGCUCUCUUUUUCGUAAUUGGUUUACAUUUGCUUCUGUUAUUUGUAUACUCUUGUUAGUCUAAAAGUUACAACAGAUUACAUAAUUACACAAAUGCUUGUUAUGUGCCAUACAAUUGGCCACAUUAGUAAGUAUUUUUAUAUGUGAACUUUGUAUACAUAUAUAUAUAUAUAGAUGAUUUGCAAUUUCAAAAUUACAUAAAUAACAUGCACAAGAUUUGGGGGCACAAAUUCUUUGAUUUGAAAAAUGUCAAAUUUGGUACAUAAAUACAUAUUGUUAAUGAUUUGAGGGGU